Miscanthus lutarioriparius is the source of this 2001-nucleotide messenger RNA. The record is from the annotation of a GenBank genome assembly. Lineage: Eukaryota; Viridiplantae; Streptophyta; Magnoliopsida; Poales; Poaceae.
AUGGGAGAAGUUAGUGAUGAUAAUUCCAACAUGUCCUUUCUAAAAAGAAUCGCUACAAGUGACGUACCACUGCUGAAAGAGUAUGGUGUCAAUGGAGUUGUCAUCGCCCUGCUUCUGGCUGUAGUUACUCCUGUCUUGCUUUCCAUGAUGUUUGGUAAGAAGACAAAGCAAAGGGCGGUGCGAGCUGAUGUGGGUGGAGAGGAGGGAUUUGCCAUGCGGAACAGUAGGUUUUCAUCCUUAGUUGAAGUCCCUUGGGAGGGCGCCACCACAAUGGCAGCUCUGUUUGAGAUGGCCAGCAAAAAGUACUCUCGACGGAGGUGUCUUGGCAUGAGGAAGCUAAUUAAGAGGGAAUUUGUGGAAUCUUCUGACGGUAGGAAGUUUGAGAAACUGCACCUUGGUGAAUAUGAAUGGGAUACCUAUGCUGAGGCAUUUAACCGUGCAUGUAAUUUUGCUUCUGGGCUUAUCAAGAUGGGCCACGACCUAGAUAGUCAUGCUGCUAUAUUCUCUGAUACAAGAGCUGAGUGGAUCAUUGCUGCUCAGGGAUGCUUCCGACAAAAUUUAACUGUUGUAACAAUAUAUGCAUCUCUUGGUGAGGAUGCAUUGGUGCAUUCAUUAAACGAGACACAGGUUUCAACUCUGAUAUGUGAUUCGAAUCAACUUAAGAAGAUACCUGCAAUCAGCUCUAAAUUGCAGAGUCUUAAGCAUAUUAUCUAUAUUGAGGAUGAACCUGUUGAGGCUGAGACACUGAAUCAAGUGAAGCAUCUGACAACAUUGUCUUUCACUGAAGUAGAGGAACUAGGCAAGACAUCUCAUGUUGAUGCAAGGUUACCUUCAAGCUCUGAUACUGCAGUUAUCAUGUAUACAAGCGGAAGUACUGACCUUCCCAAGGGUGUAAUGAUCACACAUGGCAACAUUGUGGCCACAACUGCAGCAGUCAUGACAAUAGUCCCAAACCUUGGCAUGAAUGAUGUUUAUCUGGCUUACCUUCCAUUGGCUCAUGUCUUUGAACUAGCAGCAGAGACUGUCAUGUUAGCUUCUGGUACUGCUAUUGGAUAUGGUUCAGCAUUGACUAUGACUGAUACAUCAAACAAGAUUAAGAAGGGGACAAAAGGAGAUGUUUCUGUACUGAAUCCUACUCUUAUGAUUUCAGUUCCUGCAAUUUUGGAUCGUAUCAGAGAUGCUGUGUUUAAGAAAGUUGGUGAGAAGGGUGGCCUGGCAAAAAAGCUGUUUGAUUUUGCAUAUAAGCGAAAUCUUGCAGCAAUUGAGGGAGUUGUGGGUCAAGGCUAUGGAUUGACUGAAACUUGUGCUGGAGCAGCUUUCACUGAAUGGGAUGACACAAGUGUGGGUCGUGUUGGUCCACCGCUUCCUUGCUGCUAUGUCAAGCUUGUUUCGUGGGAAGAAGGUGGUUAUAGGAUUUCUGAUUCUCCGAUGCCGAGAGGAGAGGUCGUGGUUGUUGGACACAGCAUAACAAAAGGUUAUUUCAACAAUGAAGCAAAGACGAAUGAAGUAUACAAGAUUGAUGAGAGGGGCAUACGCUGGUUCUACACUGGUGAUAUUGGUCAGUUCCAUCCUGAUGGGUGCCUUGAGAUUAUUGACAGGAAAAAAGAUAUAGUAAAGCUUCAGCACGGAGAAUAUGUGUCUCUUGGCAAGGUUGAAUCGGCUCUGGCAACAAGCAAUUAUGUGGAGAACAUCAUGGUCUAUGCUGAUCCAUUUCAUAAUUAUUGUGUUGCCCUGGUUGUUCCAGCACACCAGGCCUUGGAGAAGUGGGCUCAAAAUUCUGGGAUAAACUAUAAAGGCUUUGAAGAGCUUUGCCAAAAUGAUCAAGCAAUUAAGGAGGCCGCGAAAGUAGGAAGGCUCGAGAAAUUCGAGGUUCCAGCAAAGAUCGUGCUGUUGCCUGAACCGUGGACGCCGGAGUCCGGGCUGGUGACGGCGGCGCUUAAACUGAAGAGGGAGCAGAUAAAGACCAAAUUCAAAGACGAUUUGGACAAGCUCUAUCACUGA